Messenger RNA from Cajanus cajan (pigeon pea), 1489 nucleotides. RefSeq names its product putative xyloglucan endotransglucosylase/hydrolase protein 28. Gene Ontology annotation, cellular component: apoplast; cell wall. Gene Ontology annotation, molecular function: hydrolase activity, hydrolyzing O-glycosyl compounds; xyloglucan:xyloglucosyl transferase activity. The record is from RefSeq and is a predicted model, not a curated record. Gene Ontology annotation, biological process: xyloglucan metabolic process; cell wall biogenesis. Lineage: Eukaryota; Viridiplantae; Streptophyta; Magnoliopsida; Fabales; Fabaceae.
GCUCAACACACUCCAAACAGUCUCACGAAUACAAAUAAGCUUCGUUUGGCUGUGUCUUUCUCUCUAACCAGCCCUAUUCGGCUCUCUCUAUCGCUUCUAGCUGUAGAGAUAUUCCAAACCUCUCUCUUUCUUCCACCUCCUUCUUCAUCACCCUUCCUUGCACCACUCCUUAUAUAUCUGGAAAAAAAAAACCACUUGGAAGAAGGAAACAAUCAUGGGGUGGUUCAACAUGGGGUUGCUCUUCUUUUCUUCCAUGCUUUUUGCUUUGGCCUCUGCCUCCUCCAGAAACUUGCCCAUCAUACCCUUUGAUGAAGGCUAUGCGCCCUUGUUUGGGGACAGUAACUUGGUCAUCCAUAGGGAUGGCAAAUCGGUUCAUCUUUCUCUGGAUGAAAGAACAGGUUCAGGAUUUGUGUCUCAUGAUCUUUACCUUCACGGCUAUUUCAGCGCUUCCAUUAAGUUGCCUGCUGAUUACACUGCCGGAGUUGUGGUUGCCUUUUAUAUGUCAAAUGGUGACAUGUUCCAAAAUAACCAUGAUGAAAUCGACUUUGAGUUUUUGGGGAACAUUAGAGGCAAAGACUGGAGGAUUCAGACCAAUGUUUAUGGCAACGGUAGCACCAACAUUGGCAGAGAGGAAAGAUAUGGUCUCUGGUUUGACCCAGCCGAUGAUUUCCAUCAGUACAGUAUUGUCUGGACAGAUUCUCAGAUCAUAUUUUAUGUGGAUAAUGUUCCUAUUAGAGAAGUGACGCGAACCGAAUCUAUGGGAGGAGAUUUCCCCUCUAAGCCAAUGACUUUGUAUGCAACAAUAUGGGAUGCAUCUGAUUGGGCCACCAAUGGAGGCAAAUACAGGGUCAACUACAAGUAUGCACCCUACGUUGCUGAAUUCUCUGACCUUGUCCUGCAUGGUUGUGCAGUGGAUCCAAUUGAGCACGUGGCCAAGUGUGACAAUGCUGAAGCAAUUCCUUCUAGUGUUACACCUGCACAGAGAAUCAAAAUGGAGAGUUUCAGGAAGAAGCACAUGACAUACUCCUACUGCUAUGACAAAGUUAGAUACAAAAGCCCUCCAUCAGAGUGUGUGAUCAAUUCCCAAGAAGCUGAGAGGCUGAGAAAGUUUGAUCCUGUCACUUUUGGUAGUGGCCGGCGUCACCAUGGUAAAAGACACCGUCACAGCAGAGGAAGCCAGACAGAAGCUGCUUCAUUUUAAGAGGGUUCCUUUGAUGUAGUUUGAUUACCUGGGUUCAUAUUUUCUUAUUUUUUUCUCUUCUUUCCUUUUAAUUUCGGUGUAUAGAGAGAGGGGCAUAGGAUUCUUGAAUAUGAUAGUUUUGAUAUGAUGGUUAUUGCUGGUGCGUAUGUGGUGUAUAGUUCAUACCUUUAGGUUCCCAGGUAUUUUGUCAUUCAUGUCUUAUCACUUAUGCUUUACAAAUUAAAUCUGUUGAUUUUUGUAUUUAGACCACACCUCAGUGUUUCAAUAAAUUAUUUAGCUUCAGUUUUA